AUGUGGAGAUACAGGAUCGGAACACUGACAACAGUAGUAUCUGAACUGGACAGAUUCGGACUGGCUAUAUUAACAAUCCAAGAAACUAGAUGUGCCGGAUCUGGCAACCACAAAUCAGAGAAAGCAACUUUAUUCUACAGCGGGGGAUUAGGACACGAAAAGGAAGUUGGUUUCGUAAUCAGAGACAGGAUACUUAACAACAUUAAGCGAUUUGAGUCAAUUAACGAUAGACUAAAUCUCUUGGAAAUCCAAGCAAAAUGGUCCAAUAUAAUAUUGAUCAAUUGCUAUGCUCCAACUGAGGACAAAAACGAAGAGAUAAAAACAACUAGAACCGCUAUGUGA
Messenger RNA from Melanaphis sacchari, 342 nucleotides. RefSeq lists its product as uncharacterized. Lineage: Eukaryota; Metazoa; Arthropoda; Insecta; Hemiptera; Aphididae. The transcript has a single exon. The record is from RefSeq and is a predicted model, not a curated record. The coding region runs from base 1 to 342 and encodes 113 amino acids.